AAAUAAAAACUUAAAUUAACCUGGUCAAAAGAAAAGAAAAGAGGGGUCUGGGGUCAAAAUUAGGUUUGUGUACGAGAGGGAACAGAGGCGGCGACUCCAGCUCAACUUCAAUUAUCAAUCUUCAAUCAAAUCGACUCCAUCUCAACUUCAAUCAUCAAUCUUCAAUCAAAUCAAGAUCUCCGGCUCAGCUAUUUCGUUUGUAAUGGAGUUCAUGUCAAACUCGGCUACAACUACAAGUACAGGAGGCUCUAAUUCUGUCAGCCAACCAUCACAAAGUAUGCUAGUGGAAGAAAACACAUUGUGGAGGCAUGUUACUAAAGUUGCAGUAGCCAAAGAAAGAGGGGGAAACACUAAAUUUCGAUGCAACUUCUGCAACAAAGAAUAUACAGGUUCAUAUUCUCGAGUUAAAGCAUUGAAAACUAAAUGCUUGGGAAUUGCAGUGUGUUCCAAAGUCACCCUUGAACUAUUAAGUGAAUUUCAAAAAGAGGUGGCAGAUGAAGAAGAUCGGAGAAGGCCUGUUAACAUACCACUGCCUCCUUCAAGUGCAACACAAUCAUGUAGCAGUGCUUGGGGUGGAAUCGAGAAGAAGCAAAUGCACUCAUCCAAGAAAAGAGCAAGUGAUCCAAAUAAUCCCAUUAAUAAAGCUUACAAUAUGGAGAUGAGAAAUCUGCUAGAUGCUGAGAUUGCAAGAGGAUUUUAUUUCGGGGGCCUGCCAUUUAACUAUGCAAGAAAUCCUCACCAUAUAAAGUCAUAUACUAUGGCUUCUGAAUACAAACUCUCGGGCUAUGUACCUCCAACGUAUAAUGCUCUACGCACUACUUGUCUGCAAAAAGAAAGAGCACAUGUUGAGAGAUUAAUGGAGCCUAUUAAAACAUGGAAGGAGAAAGGGGUGACUAUAGUUUCCGAUGGCUGGAGUGACAGCCAAAGAAGUCCACUGAUUAAUUUUAUGGCAGUCACAGAGCUUGGUCCAAUGUUUAUAAAGACUGUCAAUUGUGAAGGCAAUGUUAAAGAUAGGUUUUUCAUGGCAAACUUGAUAAAGGAGGUGAUAAUGGAAAUUGGAGCUCAGAAUGUGGUUCAAGUAAUCACGGAUAAUGCACCACUUUGUAAGGCAGCAGGUAUGAUUGUCGAGACUCAAUAUCCACACAUUUUUUGGACUCCUUGUGUUGUGCACACCCUUAAUCUAGCUUUGAAGAACAUUUGUGAUCCUAGUCACAUUGAGUCUAACAGGGAUGCCUUCACUGAGUGUCACUGGAUUACAGAAGUGGCAGAUCGAGCAUCAAUGGUCAAAGAUUUUAUUCUUAACCACAAUAUGGUGUUGACAAUGUUCAAUAAUGUUGCUCCCUUAAAACUUCUUGGAGUUGCUGAGACUAGAUUUGCACGGUGAUUAUAAUGCUGAGAAGAAUUAAACUUUUAAAACGUUCUUUAGAAACAUUGGUGCUUAGUGAGGAGUGGGGAACUUACCGUGAAUAUGAUUAGGAAAAAGCCUUUAUCUUAAGGACUACAAUGCUUGAUGAAACAUGGUGGGAUCAAGUCGACUACAUUCUGGAGUUUACAAGUCCAAUGUAUGGUAUGCUACGUUUCGCAGAUACUGACAAGCCAUCACUUCACUUGAUAUAUGAUAUGUGGGAUGAGAUGAUCGAGAAAGUAAAGACUAUAAUAUAUAGGCGUGAAAGGAAAGAACUCAGCGAGGAUUCUCCAUUUUAUAAUGUAGUGUAUUCCAUUCUUAUUGAUAGAUGGAUGAAGAGUUCCUCACCUCUACACUGCUUUGCUCAUUCACUGAACCCAAGGUAUGCAUUUUCCAACUGAAUUUCAGCAAGUAAUGUCAGAGUUUCUGAAUUUAUACAAUGUACAUUUCAGAAUUUCAGAAUUCUGAAAUUUCAGAAUAUCAGAAUUUAUAUAUACAAUGUAAAUUUCAGCAAGUAAUGUCAGAAUUUCAGCUUGUACAUGUGUUAUUUCUACCACUGACUUUUAGUGAUAAACAUUUACAGGUAUUACAGCAAUACAUGGCUUAAUGCAGCUACGGACCGCCUUCCUCCUCAUCAAGAUAUCGAGCUAUCGGAAGAAAGAAACAAGUGCAUUAAAAGAUACUUUCCAGAUGGGGAGGCAAGGAAAGCUGUAAAUGUUGAAUUUGCUCGCUUUUCUGGACAAAUGGAUAGUUUUGGCAGUGCAGACUCUAUUGAAGAUAGAGGCACCGAAGAUUCUAAGAUGUGGUGGCUGGUUUAUGGAGCUUCUGCUCCAAAUCUUCAAAAAAUAGCUUUAAAGCUAUUAGGACAGCCCUGCUCUUCUUCUUGCUGCGAAAGGAAUUGGAGUACUUAUUCUUUUAUCCACUCGGUUAAAAGAAAUAAGAUUCUUCCUACUCGGGCCGAAGACUUGGUUUAUGUCCACACCAAUCUCCGGCUCCUUUCUAGAAAGAGUGAUCAAUACAUUAAGGGAGAGACCAAGUUGUGGGAUAUAGGAGGUGAUCGUUUUGAUCCACUUGAUGGUGCCGAAGAGCUCGAGAUUGCUAGUCUUUCUCUUGACGAGCCGGAGA
Molecule: messenger RNA, 2530 nt
Organism: Daucus carota subsp. sativus
Lineage: Eukaryota; Viridiplantae; Streptophyta; Magnoliopsida; Apiales; Apiaceae
Exons: 2
Coding region: 203-1384 (393 amino acids)
Source: RefSeq, a predicted model, not a curated record